AGUUAUAUAACACUACAGACAAUGCUACAGCUGUGUCGGAGGGAGAGCCUUGUUCAUCAGGCAUUCACGAUGAAGAACCACCAUCAAAAAGAAAUAAAAGGAAAACCCAUCGAAUUGAAGAAAAAUGGAGAGUGUCGAUCUUUAUUUCACACAAACCACGUGGGCAUUGCCUUUAUGGAAAAGUUGGUUUUCUUAUUGCGUGUA
This is a messenger RNA of Geodia barretti, 204 nucleotides long. The record is from the annotation of a GenBank genome assembly. NCBI's taxonomy places the organism in Eukaryota, Metazoa, Porifera, Demospongiae, Tetractinellida, Geodiidae.